This is a messenger RNA of Emericellopsis atlantica, 1435 nucleotides long. RefSeq lists its product as uncharacterized. The record is from RefSeq and is a predicted model, not a curated record. The coding region runs from base 155 to 1165 and encodes 336 amino acids. NCBI's taxonomy places the organism in Eukaryota, Fungi, Ascomycota, Sordariomycetes, Hypocreales, Bionectriaceae. The transcript has a single exon.
UCACCACCAGACCCUGAAUCUAUGAUGCGCUGGUCUAUGGCCUCGCCGCCUCACUCUCUCGCGAGCUGCUGUCGCGCCGCUCUCGCGCUCAUUCAUUGCAGCUCAACUAUCUAACCCAGGCGACCUUGGAGACAAUCCCAUUGCUACUGCAGUCAUGACCAGCGCGCAGCACAUCCACGUCAAGGACCUCGACGACUGGGCCAACCGCCUGCACGCGCAGCCACGACGACCGCUGCUCAUACACCUCAACGCAGACACGACAUGGCUCGUCCAGAUCCCUUACCCGUCGUCAGCAGUCCCUCCCAGCGGUCGGACACAUUACAACGUCCUCCUCGACCCGUGGCUGCAGGGACCCCAGAGUGACGUCGCCUCUUGGUUCAGCACCCAAUGGCACGUUGUGCCCCCCAGCGUCGCGACAAUCGCGGAGUUAAAUGUCAUCCUACGAGACCUCGAGGCGCGACGGGCCGACGGAAACUUCACAGGCGACAGUAUGAUCGACUUGGUGGCCAUAUCGCACGAGUUCACGGACCACUGUCACAGAGCGACGUUGGAGGAGUUACCCCAGACCACGCCCAUCUUCGCCACCGACGUCGCUGCCGACCUCAUACGAGGAUGGGCGCACUUUGACACCGUCGUCACCACGCCUGCCCUCGGCGACGGCGUCGACUGGAAGAGGUUGACAGUCGGGAGCCUGCCGCCCUGGCUCGCCAUCGGGAGGGUCACCACCCCCGGCAACGCGCUCUACUACCACUCCGCCGUCUUCAUCGCCUUUGACCUCGCAGGCCAGGGAGCCGCCGAGGCCAUCAUCUACUCCCCCCACGGCAUCGAGAGCAAGGACCUCCUCGCGCUGUCCGCGUCGGGCGUCAGCGCGCUGGCCCUGCUCCACGGCCUGCAUGACGUGAGUAUCUGGAUGACCAAGCAGCUCAAUCUCGGGGCUCUCAACGGUCUGCGUGCCGUGAGCGCCUGCGGCGCAAAGUACUGGAUCGCGACGCAUGACGAGGUCAAGACGGGCGGCGGUCUCAUCGCGCCGUUCCUGCGGCGGGUACAGUAUUCCGUCAAGGAGGCUGUGGCGCACCAGGAGAAGCAGAUGCGGCAACAAGAGGGCAAGGCGCCGGACUACGAAUUCGUCGAGCUGGGCGCUGGGGAUGGGUUGCGAUUGGACUAAUGAAUCUUCUCUAUUCUUCAAUACCCGGCAGACCGGCCUACAGCUCGUCCUUCAGCUCCAGCUCGAUUUGCAGCUGCGUCACCAUGCCCACACCGGCAAACAUGCCCAUGUACAUGGCCUGCAUGACGCUCUUGAUCGGCGUCGCCGCGUCGCCCACCGCAAACACGCCCUUGACGCUCGUCUCGUUCAUGGGCGGGUUGGCCUUGAUGUCGCCGCCCGGCGUCAUCUCUAGCCCCAACUGUUCGACCAGGCUGCCCGCGCGCUGCUCGA